GCGUUCGCAGCGUCGAGACGGAGCAACGAGCGUCGCUUUUUCAGCACCUCUCUGACUAACCGCGCGACAGCGACGAGUUUUAGGGAAAGUUUUUCCGAGCACGGCCGGAGUUUCUGAGCGUUUUUCCGCCUUUAUUUGCCGACCGAACGAGUGUUUGUUUGUGGUUAUUAGAAUGUUGUAGAAGUCGGUGAAGUUUGCGCCAGUAGGAAAACUCGACGCUUAUAUCCGAUAGUUUAUUGGUACAUAUGGAGAUCGAGUGAAACAUGCUAAAAGCUGUCCAGUUAACAGGAGCAGAGAACGUGACGACAUGCACGGAAAAUAUUAUGACAAUAAAUUGUACCCAAAGUUCUCUUCUAUCCUUUUACUGCGUCGAUAACCAAACAAAUAUUUACCACGACUACUAUUGCCAAUAUAAUUCGUCAUCGGAAAAUCACUACCAGUGUACAGAGUGCAUCGAUGACACAACUAAUUCUAGUGAUAUUUUCAUCCAAUUUUUCGGUGUCAACGCCAGUGAAUUCCUGUUGAGAAUACCAAAUUUGCAGUGCACACUAUUUAAUAAAAGUGGUGACGGUUUAUGGACGUGUAAGAACAAUUCAGAGAACAAUUCGGCCGAUGUCGGGUAUGAUUGGAGUUUUCUGUUCGUCGUCGUGUUCAUUCUUGCAGGCGGAUUAGGGAAUAUUUUGGUCUGUUUAGCGGUGUUGCUGGACCGGCGGCUUCAAAACGUUACUAAUUAUUUUUUGCUAUCGCUAGCCAUAGCAGAUCUACUAGUCAGUUUAUUCGUGAUGCCUUUGGGAGCGAUUCCAGGCUUUUUAGGGAGAUGGCCGUUUAGUUUCGUUUGGUGUAACGUGUACGUAACGUGUGAUGUAUUAGCGUGUUCUGCGUCUAUAAUGCACAUGUGUUUCAUAAGUCUCGGUAGAUAUUUAGGCAUCAGGAAUCCCUUAAAAACGAGACACAGCACCACAACUAAAACAGUAAUAUUCAAAAUAGCCUUGGUGUGGCUACUAUCCAUGCUAGUGUCAAGUUCGAUUACUGUAUUAGGUAUAAUACACCCUCAAAACAUCAUGCCUGAUUCUAACACGUGCGUAAUCAACAACAGGGCGUUUUUCGUGUUCGGAUCGCUGAUUGCCUUCUACAUACCGAUGGUGAUAAUGGUGGUGACGUAUGCGCUGACUGUACAGCUGCUGCGGAAAAAGGCCCGGUUCGCAGCCGAACAUCCCGAAAAUGAACAAUUCAGAAGAUUGGGCGGAAGAUUCGGGCCGAAACACGAACGGACUCCCACGAUAUCGGGGACCCUGUGGAGGACUGCAGGGAGUGGCGAGAGAUCGUCCAGCAAUUUACGUUUGACCUCGUCACAAUCUCAGUUUCCUUACGUAAACGGGGGAAGCGGAGCCGGCCAAGUGUCCAUGUCGACGGAGUGCAGGGAUCAAAGCACUCAAACACCAGAAAAUAUCGUUAAGGAAACCAGAAAUUCCAAGCUAAAGUCACUCAAGCUUCAACUCAAUCAUACUAGCUCAAAUUUGACGAAUUUUCGAUUGUUAGCCAGCCGGGUAAAACGAAAACAUAUAUCCGCCAACGCGGUAGCCACAGAACAAAAAGCUUCUAAAGUGCUGGGCAUCGUAUUUUUCACGUUCGUCCUUUGCUGGUCGCCGUUCUUCAUCCUCAACAUAUUCUUCGCCGUGUGUCCCGAUUGCGAGGUGCCCAAGGACGUCGUCGUGGUGUGUCUUUGGCUGGGAUACGUCAGCUCCACGAUCAAUCCCAUCAUUUACACGGUAUUUAAUAAGACAUUCAGAGGAGCAUUCAUCAGGUUGUUGCUAUGCCGCUGUCGUAGGCUAUCCAGGCCGGUGCGUUACAGAUCGGUGAACGAGAACCGAACCGCGACAGCGACCAGCCUCUGCACGCCGACGGCCCUUCCUCUGGCCAUCAGCCUGCAGGGGACUCCCCUGCUGACGCCGGCUUCGACGGAGAGCUCUUAUGUCAUCCGAACACCAUCCUCCAACUUUUUGAAAGAACGCGCUGACUCUUACGAGGACCACAACUGUUAGAACGCAUCCUGCGGUGGUUCAUUAUUUUCCAGCCGUCAGCGGCGCGACCGAAACGGGAAAUAAUUUUUCCGAUAAUUGUCCGCUAUGCGUGCGAUCAAUUAAAUUGUAACGGCAUUCGAACAUGUAUGUCACUCGAUAAUGGGUCGUAAAUGUACAUUCCGUUGAUUUAGGGCUUAUUUUUUUGGCACUGACGCCUUUAAUGAAAUUUUUAUUGCCUUGAUAACAAUAUAAUAAAGCAUAAACUAACUGUAAUUAAAGAAUCCGAGGGUGUAAUAAACGAAGAAUCAAAUUUAAUAAUACAAUAAAAAAAUGAGCAAAUAUUUUAUUUAAUGGUAACUAUUGCGUUCAAUUUAAAUUAAUUUUUAUGAAUUGUCCGUUGGAAACGCUACUGGGUGAGUCGGUUUCAACGGGUUCACCAGUUUGAGAUCCAACAAAGAGGCCCUAAGCAUUGUCAUAAAUCUGAAUGAGAAUUGUUGUUUGUGCUAGUUAAUUCUUCUUUGAUGAUGUAAUUUUGUAUAUUAUGGGGACGAGUUUGUAUUUAUUGAGCGAUGUUUGUGUGAAACAAAAUUUCCGAACCAAUAGGCAAAAAUAAAUGUCAAUGUUUCUUUGAAACGAAUUAGUAUGGAUUAGAGGGAAAUGUUGUGGUUAAGUACAAAAUAUACCUAGUACAAACUAAUUUGUUAAUAUUGAGUGUUUUUUUUUGUAAGUACAAAGAUUUGUUUUUUAAUUUAUUUUUUAAGUUAGUAGAAUUUCGGUUUUAAUUGUUUUUGUUUUUGUGCUGUGGUUCAUACGCAAGACUGAUUUAUCAUUUAAGUCAUUUAAUGGAAAACUGUUAUGCAAAGAAUUGUCGACAUUUAAAUUAUUUUUGCCGAAGAGUUCUUGGUUGUACACAACAGGAAAUUCACAUGUAAAUACGAUAUUUGGCGUAUUUUAAAAAGCGUAGAUAUUGUAAGUGCAUAAAUAUUGUAGUAUUGUUGUAGUAUUAAUAUUAUUAUUGAGAUUUUAGAGUAUUUUGUCCUAUCACUGAAUAUAUUAGUCAAAUAUUCGGUGUGUAGAAUAAACCUGUAGAUUAUAAAU
Messenger RNA from Phyllotreta striolata, 3119 nucleotides. The record is from the annotation of a GenBank genome assembly. Lineage: Eukaryota; Metazoa; Arthropoda; Insecta; Coleoptera; Chrysomelidae.